AUGAAGGAGAAGUCCAAGAACGCGGCCCGGACCCGGCGGGAAAAGGAGAACAGCGAGUUUUACGAACUGGCCAAACUGCUGCCGCUGCCCUCCGCCAUCACCUCCCAGCUGGACAAAGCCUCCAUCAUCCGGCUGACCACCAGCUACCUGAGGAUGAGGGUGGUGUUCCCGGAAGGCCUCGGGGAGUCCUGGGGUCACGUGAGCCGCAGCAGCUCUCUGGACGGAGUGAGCCAGGAACUGGGUUCUCAUCUCCUACAGACGUUGGAUGGUUUCAUUUUUGUGGUGGCCCCAGACGGGAAAAUCAUGUACAUAUCAGAAACAGCAUCCGUGCACCUGGGUCUGUCACAGGUGGAGCUGACGGGCAACAGCAUUUAUGAAUACAUCCAUCCGGCUGACCACGAUGAGAUGACGGCCGUCCUCACCGCGCACCAGCCCUACCACUCACACUUUGUCCAAGAAUACGAGAUGGAGCGCUCCUUCUUUCUGAGAAUGAAGUGUGUCCUGGCUAAAAGAAAUGCUGGUCUUACCUGUGGAGGCUACAAGGUGAUCCACUGCAGCGGCUACCUGAAGAUCCGCCAGUACAGUCUGGACAUGUCUCCGUUUGACGGCUGCUACCAGAACAUCGGGCUGGUGGCCGUGGGUCACUCACUGCCGCCCAGCGCCGUCACAGAGAUCAAACUGCACAGCAACAUGUUCAUGUUCAGAGCCAGCCUGGACAUGAAGCUCAUCUUCCUGGAUUCAAGGGUUGCUGACCUGACUGGCUAUGAGCCUCAGGAUCUAAUAGAGAAGACGCUCUAUCAUCAUGUCCACAGCUGUGACUGCUUCCACCUGCGAUGUGCACAUAAUUUAUUGUUGGUUAAAGGGCAGGUCACCACAAAGUACUACCGGUUUUUGGCCAAGCAUGGUGGCUGGGUGUGGGUUCAGAGCUAUGCAACCAUUGUACACAACAGCCGUUCAUCCCGACCCCACUGCAUCGUCAGUGUCAACUACGUUCUCACGGAGACAGAAUAUAAAGGCCUCCAGCUCUCUUUGGACCAGGCCACCUCUAAGGCCUCUUUCCCCUACAGCGGCAGCUGCCCCAGCGGCCUGAUGGAAAACUCUAGAACCCCCCGGAGCAGAGCGCCCCGGCCGAGGACCAAAGCUCGGCACUCGCCCUACACACAGUAUCCCAGCUUCCCCGCAGAGCGCUCGGAGUCUGACCAGGACAGUCCGUGGGGCAGCAGCCCCCUCACGGACUCUGCCUCCCCCCAGCUGGAUCAGAGCGAGGCGGGGGAGGGGCUGUUCGGCUACCGCCCCCUCUGCCACGGCCUGGCCCAGGACCAGCCCCCCCACACGCACGGCGAGCGGCAGAGCUGCCAGCGGGCACGCUGCGAGGCGGGGAGCAGAGACUUGUGGUGGGACCCUGCGCGGGCCUUCGGCCCCCUGAGUAAGAGCUCUCUGGAGAGCAGCACGCCCGGGCUCACAGCCAUCCACAGCUUCCACGGGCCAGGCCUCGGGGACGGAGACAGCGUGGUCAGCUCUCCAGACGGAGGGUCAGCCAGCGACUCGGGGGACCGCUACCGGGCCGAGGAGCCCAGUAAGAUCGAGACUCUGAUCAGAGCCACGCAGCAGAUGAUCAAGGAGGAGCAGAGCCGGCUGCAGGGGUCAGCCAGCGGGCUGCCCAAGGGUCCGGCCCCCUGCUUCUCAGCGGACUACGCCCCGGGCCCCCUGCCGCUGCAGACCAUGGUGUGCCGGGGGUUCGGUCAGGUGGUCAGUCCCGCGGCCAGCCCCGCCCCCCUGUGCAGGCUGAGCAGUCCGCACAGGCCUAAAGACUCCGCCCACGCUGACCUGUCCCCGCUGCCCUUACAGUUUCACCACGCUUUCGGGCGGCCGGGCGCGUGCUCGGCGUCCCCGACGCCGGCCCCAGCCCUCUACCCCCCCCACGGCCACCCGCGGCCCUACCUGGACAAACACGCCACCUAUUCCCUGACGGGUUACACCCUGGAGCACCUGUAUGACCCGGAGAGCCUGCGGAGCUACUGCAGCUCUGCCAGCACUGGCCCCGCCCACUACGACCACUACAGGGUCCCAGUGGAGCAGAGCCCCGCCCACAAAGGCACCUCCAUCAUCAUCACCAACAGCAGCUAA
This is a messenger RNA of Menidia menidia (Atlantic silverside), 2127 nucleotides long. Lineage: Eukaryota; Metazoa; Chordata; Actinopteri; Atheriniformes; Atherinopsidae. The record is from the annotation of a GenBank genome assembly.